GACACCGGAAAUACAACAAACGACCCCGCCAGCUAGCUAGCGGGCUGUCACACUUCCACGGGUUGAUUUGUCUGAUUUACUUUCGGACGUGUUUUCACCUCAACGUCAAGGAUUUUUACUGUGUCUGGCGCUUUUAUAAGGUUGAAUUUGCCGCCAUGUUCCUCACCCUCUGCCUGCUGCGCAAAGGUAUUCCCGGGAAGCAGUGGAUCGGGAAGUAUCGCCGUCCGCGUAAGAUUACGUGGCAGAUGAAAAGCAAAAUGGUGGGUCACCUGGAGCGCGAGGCCGAGAACGAGUACUGGAUCAGCCGCCCGUACAUGACCAGGGAGCAGGAGCAUUCACACGCCGCCGAGCGCCGGGCCCAAAACUGGCUGAAGAUCAAGGAGGCCAGGUUUGCCAAGUUUCCCGAGCACAAGCGCAUAACGGAUCACCUGAAUCACCUGAGAAUCACCCAGAACUGGUCGAGUUAACAACGGCAGCCAAGUUUAGAUGCAAAGACUGAUUUUAUAAAGUAACAAAAUGUCCGUUUCCUAAUUUAUGUUGAGCAGACGUUUGCUGAAGAGGAGGGUUUCGAAUAUGGAUUGAAGAACCUGCCUGUCUGCUUAAAACGUUGUUUUUUGUGAUUCUGAUUAUGUUUAAGAACAAACAUUUCAGUGUCUGGUGUGUAAUUUUUUUCUGUUAAGAUUAAACCUGCUUAACACCA
Messenger RNA from Fundulus heteroclitus (mummichog), 700 nucleotides. Its product is annotated as ribosomal protein 63, mitochondrial. Gene Ontology annotation, cellular component: mitochondrial ribosome. Gene Ontology annotation, molecular function: structural constituent of ribosome. Gene Ontology annotation, biological process: mitochondrial translation. The transcript has 2 exons. Bases 156 to 467 code for a protein of 103 amino acids. The record is from RefSeq and is a predicted model, not a curated record. NCBI's taxonomy places the organism in Eukaryota, Metazoa, Chordata, Actinopteri, Cyprinodontiformes, Fundulidae.